UGUAUCAAUAUACACUGGCUUAAAUCGGUACCAUCCCGAAAAAGUUGUACAAUUGAGACUUCGUGUUUUCAUUAGCUAAAAUAAUUUUUAGUACAAAUAAUAAUUAUUUAUCAAACUAUGGAUGACGCAUGGUUUUCUUCAGAAGAGUUUCUACAUGAAUUUUCUAUAAACUUUUCCAUAAACUAAUAGAAAAAUGUUGCGGGAGAAAAAGUUCAUUUAUUCGAGAAAUACGUGGUUAUCGAUAUUUCGUCCCAGGAAACUAAAAAGAAGAGCGAAGGGUGGUCUCUAGGGAUCGAUGAAUUUCGAUUAUCUCGAGGUAGCCGCACCGAGGGGAUUGGUAAAGCGAAUCUGUGUAUUGUAAAAGCAUAAAGAAGCUGUUAUUGCAGGUAACGAGUCACAAUGUAUCAUCGAUCUUCCGAUAUAAAUACGCGAAACAAUUGUACACACGAAUCCAACGGUAAGUUUCGUGUUUAAAAAUAUUCCGACGAAACCAACCGAUCGAAGACACGAGAUAUUCAUUUCGAGCUUUCAGUUAGAGUCGAGAGUCGUGUAACUUCGCGAGCAGUCGAGGAGCAGUGUAUUUUUGAAAAUUAUUUCAUUUCAAGUUAUCCGUUUGGACGACAAUAAAACUGGCUGCAUCGAUAGGAUAAUCGGGAAAAUUAAUUAAUGAUCGCUUAAGAAUCGAUCACUUAUACGAUUACUAAAGAACACCAAUAAACGUUAUCUAAAGAUUGUCGAUAACCCGAUCCGUCUUGUUCCGAAAUACGUUUCGAUAACUAAUGUCCUACUGUAGAUUGAUUCGUAUCCAAGAUUAAAAGUUUUAGAAGGAGAUUACGGUGGUUGAACGUUGAAUCUGAUGAUUUAGAUCGAUCACGAGGAAGCCAUGAAUCACGAUUUAACAACCACAUUAAAGAGCGAGCUAGCGGCUCUCGAGUACAAGCGGGACCGUCUGGUGUCCGAGCUUCAAGAGACGAAGAGCCUGAUUCGAAGUCGGGAUCAACGAAUCGUGGAAUUGGAGGUAGAGGUCGAUCAGCUUCGCGAGCAAGCAGCCAGGCAGACUGCGAUCGUUUCCAGUUUAAAGAAACGUAUACAGGAACUGGAAGAACGAGAGAGGACUCUCUACGCGACUCAAGGCAGAAACGAGAUCACGAUACAGGGUUUGCAGAGGGACUUGAAGUAUCACGAGGAAAAGGUGCGAGAAUGCGACAAGAAGAUAUGUCAGCUGGAGCAGACAGUGUCCGAAGAGAUACAGUCGAAAGAGCGUGCUCGUUCAAACUUGCAGGAAUUCACUCGAAAGCUGGCACACGCGUUGAACGUUGAGUACCGCGAAACCGUUCAUCCAAGUCCGGAGAUGGUAAUCCAGAAGACGGAAGAGCUGGUUCAAGAGACGAAUCGUGUUCGCGCGAAAUGCAACAACCUCGAGACGCAGUUGUCGACGAUCGAGAUGGAUCUCCGAAGUUGUCGAGAUGCUUUGGACCGUGCGGUCGCGGAGAAGGAUCAGCUUCAACGACAAACGUCCUCGCAAGCGAUUGAUCUGGACCGUUUCAGACAGGACAAGGAAUGCCUUGAGAUGCAGUACAGGGUGGCUGAAAGGGAGUUGAACGAGCUAAGGGAUAAAUUGGUGAACGCGAACAGGAGCAUAAGCAACGCGACCGGAAACUUAUCGAAUCAAGAAGCGUUGAUCUGUCAGUUACGAGAGGAUUUGAGGCAUCGGGAAGAAAAGGCGCACCGCGUGCAAAACGAACUUCGUCAUCUGUUGGAAUCUUUAGCGAUACUCGUCAGCGGAUCGAACAGAUACGUCGAGUCACACGAGAAUUCUAUCAAGGAUCGCAUCAGAGAAAUUCUGGCCGAGAACAAGGAUCAAGCUCUAAGCAUUGAAAAUCUUCGAGAAAAGGUAAACGCGGCGACAGAUUCGACUAAUCGACAGAGCGAACUGAUCGACACAACCGUAACCAAGAUGCGAAAUAUGGAGGAGGAACGUUCGAGUCUGGAGAGCAAGGUUCGCAAGCUGGAAUCCGAGCUGACCAGUUGCGAGUUGUCGAAGGAGUCUCUGCUUAGGGAGAAGGAAACGUUUCUUACGUUUUUAGCGAGGCUCGGGAAAGCGAUGCAAAUGGACGAGAUCUCGGAAGAAAUGGGCCUCGAACUACAAACGGAGUCGCUUCUGGUGCGAGCCGAACAACUGGCCAGGUUGGAAACCGACAAACUGGCGGACAAGUAUUCGUUCAACGACUACUCCAGCUUACCGAGGAUUCGACGCGAGCGAUCUUUCCAUGAGCUUCCUUCUAUGAAAGAAACUUCGGUGGUGUAUCAACUGCAACGCCGCGUAAGAACGCUACGGGAACAAUUGCAGCGCAGGGAUCUUCAUCUAGAUCUUCUUCGUAGAAAGUUGUCGCUUCAAGAAGACAGCGUCAGAAUGAAAUCGUUAUUGCAAAGCGAGAGAGACGAAGCUAAUCUUCGGGUGAAGAAACUGUCGAAGCAAAUUGACCGGUUGCAGCUUCAACUUUCGGAGGAGAAAUCGCGAAAUCGCGAACUAAGCGCUCAAUUGACGGAAGCAGCGGAUUAUAAGAUAGCCGCUUUGGAGCGCAGUCGAAAGAUAGAGGAGCUUCAGAAGCGUCUGGUGGAGAGCGAGAUGCUGAGAACUCGAUGCAACCGGAAGUUAACGAUGUUGAAGGAACAGAUGAGAAAUGUGACCGAGAGUGCCGAACAAGAGAGGUCUAUAAACGAUCAUUCGUUGCAACUUCUUAGAGACGAGCUAUCUCAGGUCAAGCAGAAUCUGUCCGAGGUUACCAAAAGGGAGUCUCAAUUGCAAAGCUUCCGUGUCUCCGUGGUGAAACUAUUGUCAGAGCCAAUCUGCACGCCCGAUUACGAGCUAAUUUCACGGCUACAGAAAAUGGUUGCCGCGCAUCGGGACUUUACGAUGCUUUCGCGAAGAUACGACGAACCCUUGGAAAGCAGCCCCUCCAGAUGCACCAGGGUUUGUCGUUGCAGCAUACAUCCAGUGCAUCCUCCUAGAUCACCUGGUUCACGGUGUACUCGAUACGAGGACAGUGGAUUCGUGGAACCGCCGAAUCUUCGAGACAUCGAGGAGGAAUUUAAUAAACGACCAGUUCGAAGCAGCCUUCUACCGUGACAUCGAUCCACGCACAAAUCUAUACCGUCCAAAUUGACUUUUCAUUUUUAAGGCCUCGAACGAUGCUGCAAUAUUUAUUCAAUUAAUUAGAUACCUACUUAUCGAUCUAGUAUAACGAAUAAAUGAAAAGAAACGAUUGAAA
Molecule: messenger RNA, 3272 nt
Organism: Osmia bicornis bicornis
Lineage: Eukaryota; Metazoa; Arthropoda; Insecta; Hymenoptera; Megachilidae
Product: coiled-coil domain-containing protein 170
Exons: 15
Coding region: 884-3130 (748 amino acids)
Source: RefSeq, a predicted model, not a curated record